GCGAAAAAGCUGACACGCCAAAUUAUUUUUGACAUUUGUCUAUUUCAGGCUGUCAGAUUUUGCUUAAAAUUAAAAAAUACAUGUUGGAGAAAAUUAUUCUAAUUGGUAAAAGAGUUUUUAAUCAUCCGUACGAUUUUAGUAAAGCUUCUGUGAAAUACAAAGUAACAUUAAUUAGUGCAGACGUUCACUAAUUGCGGUUUAGAUUAGGGCACAUACAAUUUCAUUGUUGGUUUGACGCUCGCUAAAGUUCGAUUACGUAGUUAUGGUGAAGAAGAAACGUCAGUCAGAUGUUCAUGAGGACGGAUCAUCAACAGACUCGUCUGAGGAUGCAUUGCAAAGUCCUACAUCGCCUGCGGGAGAUUGCCAGCAUGUGAAGAAGUCUGUUGAUCCCACUAAAUUGCGUAAAGUGCUAAAAGCAAGUGGCCUAGCCACGGAUUGUAUGCAAUGCUCAAAGCAAGGCGCUACUUCACCUGCAGCAGAAGUUAAGGAGUCUUCCUUCGAUGAAUCAAUUUCCGGUUUCGAAUAUGACAAUACACUAUGGUUAUGUUUAAAAUGUGGAUCUCAGUUAUGUGGCCGGUCCAAAAAUGAGCACGCUUUGCAACAUUACAAAACACCUCACUCCGACUCACAUGCUUUAACAAUGAAUACACGUUCGUUUGAAAUAUGGUGUUAUGUUUGCGAUAACGAAGUAAAAUAUACCUCGCGUAAAAAAUUGUUGGAAUGUGUUGAGCUAUUAAAAAAGGUUACCCAAAAACCCAUUCUCGUCGCUUCACCUGCUCCGAAUACACCCUUUAAUAACAUAGAAGGAAAGAUAAUUGCUACUUGGGAAUCUUUGCGUCCACUUGUUGAAACUGAAUCCGGAGAGGUGUCAAACAAACCAAUACCACUUCCGCCACCUCCACCACCUAUACCAGGCAUGGCAAAACGUGUGACUGAUUAUACAGUCGCAGCAGCUUUAGUGCCUCAGGUGCCCGCUACAUCUCUGAAAUCAAGUACGGUAGACCCGCAAUUUAUCGAAACAUUGCCGCGAGUGCGUGGCUUGACCAAUCUAGGCAACACAUGCUUCUUCAAUGCAGUAAUGCAGUGUCUGGCGCAAACUCCUUAUUUAUUAGAGGUGCUCAAGGAGCUAUCGGAACCUGGCGAACAAUUUAUUUUACCCGGAGGUACUUUUAAAUUCAAAGAUGACGAAGACGUGCACUUGCCGAUGAUACAAGGUACUUUAUCAUCUUGGGGAGGUUUAACGGCGGCUCUGGCUCAAGCUUUGGAAGAACUACAGUCAGGAGGCGGGGUUUUUACACCCAGCAAAUUGUUCGAUAAGCUGUGCACAAAAUGUCCUCAAUUUCGUGGUGGUGAUCAGCACGACUCCCAUGAACUAUUACGGCAUUUGCUUGAGAGUGUUAGAUCUGAAGACUUAAAACGCUACCAACGAGUGAUUUUGACCAACCUUGGUUAUAGGGAUCAAGACAUAAACAGUGUUUCGGAAGAGAUGCGCCAAAAAUGCAAAAUAUAUGGAAAUCAGGCCGCAGAUCGCAUACUUCGCCCGGAGCAAGUAUUCCGUGGUUUUCUUGUAUCGACUCUUACUUGCCAAGAGUGCUUUAAUGUGUCUUCACGGCAUGAAUACUUCUUAGACAUGUCACUACCUGUAAGCGUAGAGAAGCCACAGCCACCGAUUAGACGCAAAACCAGCCCAGAUAACUCACCCAAUGCAUGCUCCUUUUACCUAAAUGCUCCACCUGCAGGACCUUCAAAGUCGCAAUUGAAAAAAGAUAAGGAAAAGGAGCGCAAAGCGAAGCGAGCAGCAAAGCAUCAUGAAAACAAGCUUAGACAAAAGGCUUUGUUAGAGAAUACGACUGGCACCUCUGGAAUUAAUGCGGCUACAACGACUUCAGAGAUAGGAUGCGUAAAGCGUGAAGAUGCCGUUGGAAAUUCGUCGUCAUCGUCUUCUUCUGAGCAAUCCGACGCUGAUGUGGAAGAUAAUCUCUUAGAUGACAACGCGGCCACUAAAACUUCGCGGACUUUAGUCGCAGCUGCUUAUGAUACAAAUGGAAACCAUCAAUUGACCAACUCUGGCAAACCGGAGAAACGAGACGAUUCACCAGAGAAUAUGGACAAAGAUUCUCUCGACGAAGACGAAAAUGAUUCAGGUAUUGCCAAUAGUCCAGCGAAUGCUGGCAGAAACUUUCUACCCUCAUCUGAGGCGAAUGGUGGCGGUGUUAGUGACGCCAACUCUGCGACCGCCAACAAUAGUCUAAUGACAGUUGGGCUAAGCGAAAAGGGUGCUACGAUGAUGCGCCAGCUAACAAUAACAGAAGCAGGAGCAGCUAUGAGCACCAAUGGCGGACUGGUUAAUGGCGAAUUGAAAGACGAAGUCGCGCUUGCUGCCCAAAUAGAACAACUCCAACUCCACGAACAAAAGGCUUCGCGCAUGAAGGCGAAGCGCGUACGGACCCAAAGCCAUUCCGAUUGGAGUACGACAAUAGCUCCGCGCUAUCAGUGCGAUGAUGGAGAAUGCUCAGUGCAAUCCUGCCUUAAUAACUUUACCGGCGUUGAAUUAAUGACGGGCAACAACAAAGUAGGAUGUGAAAACUGCACGAAGCGAAUUAACAGCACCGAUCCAAAAGCGAAGACCGUUAACACAAACGCUACAAAACAGUUUCUCAUAUCUAGUCCUCCAGCGGUAUUAAUCCUUCAUUUGAAGCGGUUCCAACUUGGCCCACGAUGCAUAUUCCGCAAGCUAACACGUGCCGUAAGCUUCCCAAUGGUGCUCGAUAUCGCUCCAUUCUGCGGGUCCAAAGUAAAAAAUUUGCCAAAUAUAGAUCGCAAGCAAAAAAAACUUUUAUAUGCACUUUAUGGCAUUGUGGAGCACUCUGGCGGAAUGUAUGGCGGUCAUUACACAGCUUAUGUAAAAGUGCGCCCGAAACUACCGUGUGGAGACAAACGCUGGAAUUUUUUGCCGCAAGGCAGCAAAGCUGAGCUUGAUCAAGACGAUGAGCAGCGCAAAAAGCUAGAAGAGCUUUUAGCGAAGGAGAAAGCACGCGAAUUGCGUAUGAAGGCGGCUAACGACAGUGAUGACUUCUCCAAUAGUGACUGUUCGUCUACAAGUUCCUCCGAUCCAGAUGAGGCUGAUGGUGGCGAUGCGACUGCAGCAAGCGGAGCAUACGGCGGGGAAGACGAGGCACGCGAUGUUCAAGUGCCCAUGGGCAAGUGGUAUUACGUGUCUGACUCUCGAGUACAAGAGGUAAACGAGGAGGCAGUGCUAAGGGCUCAAGCUUAUUUGUUGUUCUACGAACGUAUUUAUUAGAUGUUAAAACAAAACUUUGAAAAAUAGACAAGCAACGAUGUUGGAGAAGUCGUGCAUUACUAUAAUAUGUUGAUGACCAUAUCUACAUAUGUAUGUAUGGUUAUUUUUUGAUAUACAGAGAUAAUGGAAGCCUCGAUUUAAGCGAUAAAACUAUAAUAAUGUCUUUUCCUGAUAUACCAAUAUUGAAAUUAUACACAUAGCUAGGAUAGAAAGUAGAAUGCCAAAACAAGAAAGUACGAUGUGUCACCAAAAUGCAGAAAUAGUAGCGCAGAAAGUAUAAUCUAUGUACGUGUCGUACGGGGUAAUGCCGCUGUGCUGGUAACACCCGAGUGAUGGCAAAUGCUUUUCUUGGUAUAUGUAUAUACAAAGUAAGAUGUUAAAACAAAGGAAUUGUGCUAAAAUUUGUGUGCAAUGAUUUAAAGAGUUUUUGGGGUUUCGAAGGGCCACUGCAAAGCAAUUCAUUAGAACGGGCGUCUUGAGCUAAGGCUGGCGAGGGAAGCAAUGUCAAUUGGCGAUAGGCAAUACUUAAGAAUGUAUUGUACUUUUAUCAUGGAAAACUUUUCGCUUGAUGUUUCUAUUUGAAAUCCUUCCCCGCAAUUCCUCUAAAUUUUUAUUAUAGUUAAAUUUUAUUAGAUAUCUAUGUCACUGGAAUUAGAGAUUUGAAAUAUCAUGCGACAUUUACUAUUUUAAAAUUUAAAGGGUAUUAUGAAAUUAUAUACAUAUAUAUUUAUGCAUUUGUUUUAUAUUUUGCUAUCAUCGCCACUUCAUUGUUAAUAUCUUAACAUUUAUUUAAAUCAUACUAUGCUGAUAUUGCAUUUUAAGCCAAUUCCUUACACAAUGCGCAUACAUACUUAUAGAACGUGGUGAAGGUAUUUUAGAAAUAUUUAGUGAAAAGCCUGAAAAAUGGCCUUCCCACUCUGUGACUUAUAGUAGGGGAGCCCACUAUGCUAAAUCGGGAUUUACUCGAGCGUCAUUUUGACCUAUUGGAUUUUAAAGAUUAUAUCAUGGGAAGAAAAAAAGGUCAUGUGAUGUUUUUCCUUUCAGCGGUGGGUGGAGGAUCUACAGGCUUCCAAAAAUGUAAAAAAAAAACAGUUACAUGGAUUUACUCGAGCGUGUCAGAUAUUGAUAGUCAAUACAUCAAACGUGUUUCUGAUGACUGAACGGAAAUAUGCUAAUCUUCCGGUUUGCAUGGUGGGGUUUGGCGUACGGAAGGUUCAAAAAUGGUUGACAAAAAACUUUACUCGAGCGCGUCAGAUAUUCACAAGGGAUGUUAAAUGGGCCCGAAUGAACCUCCCAUUAAAUAAUCUGACGAUUCAGAUGUGACGCAAGCUCGUGGCGUCUUCUUAAAGAUGCAAAAAAAAAAAUCGCCAUUUGGAUUUACUCGACCGCGUCAGAUUUUCAUACAGAAGGUUCAUCUCGAUGUCCUGGUCGUCCUGUUGCAUAAUCUGACGAUUAUCUGGAGAGGUUUUCUUAAUCUGACGGUUUAAAAAAAUAAUUCCGUUUUUGAGAUGCACAGUCAACCAAACAUAUAUUAUUGUAAACACUUAUUAUUUUAUCCGUGCAACUAUUAUCAUACAGCAAGUCCGGUUCGACUUGGUCGUCAAUUUCUUCAAAAAUUUUCCCAUCUGUAACAAGAAGUAAUUUACAAUAUUUUUUUACAUAUUAAGUGAAAAGUGCGUUAUUAUAAAAUUUACAAGGUAUCAUACCUGAGUCCCCUAGAAUAGUCCAACAAGUUUUUUGACAAGAAUUUGAUCCACAAAACACAAAAACUAUUUCCACUCAUCGUGAAUCAAAAAA
Molecule: messenger RNA, 5098 nt
Organism: Rhagoletis pomonella (apple maggot)
Lineage: Eukaryota; Metazoa; Arthropoda; Insecta; Diptera; Tephritidae
Gene: Usp16-45
Product: ubiquitin carboxyl-terminal hydrolase 45
Biological process (GO): protein deubiquitination
Cellular component (GO): nucleus; cytosol
Molecular function (GO): cysteine-type endopeptidase activity; zinc ion binding; cysteine-type deubiquitinase activity
Source: RefSeq, a predicted model, not a curated record